This is a messenger RNA of Eimeria tenella, 3651 nucleotides long. RefSeq names its product pumilio-family RNA binding repeat domain-containing protein, putative. Gene Ontology annotation, biological process: post-transcriptional regulation of gene expression. NCBI's taxonomy places the organism in Eukaryota, Apicomplexa, Conoidasida, Eucoccidiorida, Eimeriidae. Gene Ontology annotation, cellular component: cytoplasm. Bases 1 to 3651 code for a protein of 1216 amino acids. The record is from RefSeq and is a predicted model, not a curated record. Gene Ontology annotation, molecular function: mRNA 3'-UTR binding. The transcript is spliced from 11 exons.
AUGGAGGAUGGAAGACACCAUGGGGUUGCCUCGAGGGGGGCCCCGGGCGCGGAAGUUGAGGGCGGCGGCUGCGGCAUUUGGUGGUCCGCAAGUCCCCAGACGCUUUCGUCCUCCGCUUCGCUGGAGGGGGCCCCUACUCAGACGCCUGGGGGUGGCCCCCUUUCCCCCACGGCAGCUGCUGUGCCGUGUUCCCCUCACUGGGGCUCAGGCUCUAAACAGAUGGACUUAAGUUCAGACCAACGCCUAUCUCUCUUGAGCACAGCGAGCGAUAGCACUGCUGUUUCUAUCCUGACGGGCGCCCGGCCUAGUUCUCCUGAAGGGCUCUCUGGGGGCCCCCCAAGGGGGUCACCUUCUUCUCUAAGCCAGGAGAUGCCUCUAGGGGAGGAACAAGGCAGGCUGGAGAGCCCAGGGGCUUGCAUGCGAUCUUUUCACAGUGCCAGCUACCAGGAAAGUCUGUCGCACUCAUUUUCAGAGUUGCAUCAGCAGGUUGUGGUGCUUGCGUCCGAUCAGAACCACCGCCAUCCGCCGCAGGUGCAGCAGAACCACCCGCCGCUGCAGGAGCAGCAGCAGAUGCAGAGCUGUGUUUCUGCAGCAGCAAACUGCGGCCUCACCAAGCAACAAGUACCUCACCUUGUCGCUUGCGAAAUUGAAGACAGCGAAGAACGAGACUCUUCUCAAGACAAGCUCGCCCAGGUGGCCCGUCUUUGCUUUGAAGACGGAACGUAUGGUGGUCGUGCCCAUCAGCAACUGAAGGCACAACUGCAGCCUCAACAGCACCAGACGCAGAACCAAGGCCUCCGCAGCUGCCUCUCUGUCCCUUCCAGCCAACCAAAACGUAGAGAAGACGAGCUACCAAUUGCACCAACAUCACCUGAUUCCGCGCAGCAGCAGCAGCAGCCGGGGUCUUCAUGUGGCGGCGACGCCAACAGCGAAGGGUUGCUGAGAUUUUCAAGCGACUCUGUAGUGGAUGCGCUUCUCUCUCUAUUGCAGCAACGCCCAACUGAACAGCAGCUCGACUUGCAGCAGCAGCAGCAGCGGCAGCAGUUGCUGCAACAGCAGCAGCUCGCCCUUGCGUCUCGUUGCUGGGAUUUACCCACGACGGGGCACGCAGUCGUUGAACAGAGUUUGUCUCCUGCCGAUGCCCAGCGGCGAGGAAACACACUGCAUCACCUGUCCGCUGAAGGAGGCGCCGACGCAUCUGAGUCCCCGUUGCUUCUGCUGAAACAGCAACAGCAUGAGGAUCCACAGCAACAGCAGCAGCUGCAUCCGGGGCAAUAUGAUACCACAGACAUGCGAGAACUCCACCUAGCGGAGCAGCGGGCAGUCCCGCUGCUUCGUCAGAUGCUUGGGGAUGAAAGCGACAGCAGCGCCCUUCCAGGGCGCACCGAGACAGUACAGCAGGGGGCCUUUCAGCCACAGGCCGUUUUCCAGCUACUUCAGCAGUUUGGGAACUGUGGAACGAUGGCUCAAGUCGCUUUGGCUUUGCAGCAGCAGCAGCAAGAGACAAACAUCAAGCGCAUCGCGGAAAGCCUUGGCCUGCUGGACUUCAGCGACAAGAACUGCAGCAGUGGUACAGCAGGCGCUGCGGGAUCCGAUAUAUCUGCUGCCUCACUUGUGAACCAGGAAGAGAAGCAGCAACAGCCCCUGAUGCUGGAUAGGGAGCAGCAGCUCAUGAUGAUGCGCACAUCCCCAAGAAGAGCAAGCGAGACAGCGGGAGAGUGCCGGGGGAGUGGAGGGGGCCGUCAGCGGCGGCGUAGGGAGAGGCGGAAGGAGGGACGAUAUUCUGUACCACCUGCUUCAGGGCUGGAGUUCUCCACCAAUGCCUUGGGGUCUCGAAUCAUUGUGCAGUUGCUUGACAACACAACAGACGAUGCCAGGCGGCUGAUGCUGACACAGUUGCUGCCUCACGUCCGUAACCUCGCAGCAGACAUGGCUGGCAACUUCAUCAUACAGAAGCUUCUCGACAUCUGCCCUCCUGAAGAAAAAAAAAUGCUGCACGGCCAGCUGGUGAAGGACGUUUUGAGGCUCUCGCUGCGCACUUACGGUUGCCGCGUCAUACAGAAAGCACUUGAUGUUCUUGAUGACGAGGAUAGAGUGGCUGUCGCCAAUGAGCUCCAUGGCAACGUGUUAACUUGCAUUGGCGACCAGAAUGGAAAUCAUGUCAUACAAAAGUGCAUCGAAAGACUUCCUAAGGGAGGCGCCCAGUUCGUGCUGGACGCCAUAGCCGGGCAAGAAGCAGCCCUUGCGUCACACUGCUACGGUUGUCGAAUAAUUCAAAGGCUGGCGGAGGCUUGCGACAUAAAACAAAUUUCGCCGAUGCUAGAUGCUGUGAUGGCUUCCCUGCGCUCUUUGGCCGAAGAUCAGUUUGGCAACUACGUCAUCCAGCAUUUGCUGGAAUAUGGCAGAGAACAAGACAAGCAAGAAAUCGUGGCAUUGCUGAAAGCUAACCUCUCCAAGCUCGCUACCCAGAAAUACGCAUGCAAUGUUGUGGAAAGGGCUUUAAGCCUUAACACACUGGGCCGGGCCCAGUCCGAGUUAAUUGGUGUCGCUUUGCAGCCAGACCCCCAAAAUGGAGCACCUGUAACGGCUCUGAUGCUCGACCGGUACGGCAACUAUGUUGUCCAGCGUAUGGUGGAGGUAGCAGAGGGACAGCAGCGGGAACAGCUCUUCCGACGCCUUCUCGAGCAGCUGCCACUUCUCCGAAGCUGCACUUACGGAAAGCACAUCGUUGCUGCCUUGGAUCGCCUUGAUAUUAGCGGCGGCUGUUCUGGUGAGGUGCCGGUGUCUACACCGGUCGGCAACGCGGCAGCGGCGGCGCUUCCAGUAAGGCGACGCGGGUCAACACUGCAGCCGCAGCAUCAACAAACAGCACUUGCCUCUCCAGGCCGGCGCAGGACUGUGCCCCAAGAGCAACGCAGCCAGCGGCAAGGACGGAAGCAGCAGAAGCAGCAGCAGUCGUCUCCCCGAAUGGGAGCCAGACCAAAGGCAACGAAGAAUGAGGGAGGCCCACAGGAGACCUUUGACGGACUUCUAGACCGCAGCCUUCCUAAAGGAUGGCGCAGCUCAAGGAAAGCCGCAGGAGUCCAGCGCAACCUUUCCGCUACGGCUCCUGCGGGAGCAAUGCAGCAAAAGCAGCAGCAGCAGCUGUUCAUGUUGCUGGACGGGCGGCGAGAGUCAGCUGAAGGAAGUCCUGCUGCGUACAAUCUCGGAACGAAAGGCUCCACAGCAAUGGCAACAGCUGCUGCACGGCUGCUGUUGACCGACACUCCGCAACAGGCUACUGCAAAGCAGAACGUGGCAGGAGUUGAGGGUCUGGGUCUCUCAUCUGAGUUGCCUGUCAGCCCAACGCCUGUCGGAUUCAAGGACCAGGGGCCUUCUGGCGAUGUAGUGACGGAGCCCAUUGUGCUCGGAGGAGUUCGUAGUAGCGGAAGCUCCGCAUCCACCAGCAACAAUUCCCUGUCAGAUCUGCUGGGAAUAUGGGGGGGACAUCAGCAGCCUUCUCUAUGCAAUAGUGCAGAUGGCCGGAAUCCUGCAGUGCCUUUUGAAGGACCCGUAGGCGAGCAAACGGACGGUCUUGCAGGAAGGCAAGAUGAAUGGGAAUGGGGGAAAACUCCCCUGUUCUUCCACCAACCUUCGCCCCCAACUUGGUGA